GACAGUUGGCACUAACUUUUCGGUGGAUGUCGACGACACGUCUUACCGAUUUCUACGAACAUACGAUUUGCCCGUCGUUGAUCCGUGGCACGAGAGAAAAGGUGGUAAUAAACAAUGGCCACGACACAACUAAAUAGGACACGAACAGUAAAAAAAAUCGAAAAACCUCGGCCACUUAAACUUAUUCAUCGACAUACGACCGUCGAUGGACGGAUCACGACAGUGGAGGACAUAGUGUCCUUAAUCGACAAUGUUACGAUGCAACUAACUAAUGGCUUCCAUGACCAAACGCUGCAAAUGAAUGUGGUUACAAUGUGUAAUCAUUUGAAACUUUAUGCACAUCAACUAGAAGCUAUUUACAAAGAUCAGCUGGACAGAGCUUUUGUCGCAAUAAGGAAUGGAAGUCAAGACGAGAGACUAGAUCUGACGACUAGGGUUCACUUGUUGGAACUCAUAGAACUGCGAGCUAAACAAUGGCGUCACACAGACUCUAUGGAUGUAUAUUAUACUCAUAAAUUAUCACACCUUGAUAAUACAGAAGGAACUCUAGAAACACUUGCAAAUCCAUUGGCUUCACCUUUGAUGGUUGCUUCACCAACUGCUACUUCUAUACUCGGUCCUGGUGAUGUCAUUAAAAAUAGUGGAAAAUUUGCUAAACCUACUCGGAUUCCUGGUAAAAAUUAUUGCAAAGAUGAAGUUGUUAUACGCAACAGUGAUUCUGGUAAAGUGAUGGGAAUAAAAGGGCGUCGUGUUCACAUGAUCGAAGAACUGAGCCAGACGAUCAUCUCCUUCCAGCGAGUAAACCCUGGGGCUAAAGAACGACUUGUCCAAAUAACUGGCACUUCCGAGGACAAGAUACAUUAUGCGAAGGAUUUAAUAAAGGAUACGAUUCAACGAAAUGCAUCCCCGAUACGAUUGGAGCAAGGUGGAGGAGAAAAAGGAGGUAUAGGAGGUUCAAGUUCUUCUUUAAAUAGUAGUGCAUCUGAAGAAAGUAAUCGAUUGCAGCAACAUCAACAACAGAAUUCUCGUUUGAGAAGUUCACUCCUUCAUAGCUUCUCCACCAACGACGCCAGUAUUGGCGAAUAUAAAUAUACAGUUACAGUCGACAAUCAAUCCCUUAAGAUUACAGGAACAAAUUUGGAUCUUGUUAGGACUGCAAAAUUAGUGUUGGAUGAAUACUUCUUAGGAGAUUCUGAACAAUUUGGAAGUGGAAUAGAAUAUUUUACUUUUGAUGAUAAACCUAUUUCUACUGAUAAUAAUUUAGCACAAACGCCAUUAACUCCAAGUAAUGCCGUUUCAUUAGGACGAGAAUUAAGUAUGGAUAGUACAGCUACUUCGGAAAGUGAAGAAACAUAUAAAUCACAUCUUGUUACAGAUAUUCAAUCAUCUGAUCAAGAUUCAAAAGUCAGAGAACUUACUUAUGAGUUCUUGCUGCUAUGCUCUACAGGUCCUUAUGCAAAACGACCUCCUGCAGAUUGGGCUCGUAUACAAAAGGAAUGCCCGAAUAUUGUUCGUAAGGCACCGAUUCGCUGGUUCGAACCGGAGACAUACAAAGCAAAAGUAGCGGCAGCUGGUAUCAUUGCAAUAUUACCUGCUGGUGAAGGAGAAACAGACCCUGAGUGAGAUUAUAUUUUCAAAUCAUGCUUAUAUACAUUGCACUUUAGAGAAAGAAAAUCUUCCAAUUAAUUUAUCUCGUGCCUUCUUACGAAUGCAUUGUGAUAAAAUUUAUAUGAAUGAUAAUGGUAACAAAGAACAAUUCUAAGUUACUUAUUAUACUUUUACAGUUGUACUAAAAUAUGUAUUGUGAUUUAAUGGAAAUUUGAUCGUAAAAAUUUUCAUUAAUCAAUAUUUCAUUACAACGAAAUCACGUAGAUGUAGUUAUACUAAUAAUAGUAUGAUGUUCUUAUAUACAAAUGGAAUUUUCAAUCUUACAAAGCAUUUAUGCUUGGUACAGGAUGUAGCCAGAAAACAAAAUGCAAAGUUAUAUAAAUAAACAAAAAUUCACGAUUUGUUGGUCAUAAUUAAUAUGACACGAUUUAGGUAAAUAAUAAAUAUCCAAUCUGAUUUGAGUUGUCACCUAUCUUAUAAUUAGUGAUAUUAUUAAAAAAAAACAAACAGAAACAAAAACUAUUAAUAUGGACUGGCUGGGACCAUGUCAAAUUAAAUACAAUUGAAAAUGAAAUAUAAAAGAUAUUACAAAUAAUUUCCAA
Messenger RNA from Polistes dominula (European paper wasp), 2210 nucleotides. RefSeq names its product Eukaryotic translation initiation factor mextil (gene mxt). Gene Ontology annotation, molecular function: translation initiation factor activity; eukaryotic initiation factor 4E binding; RNA binding. The record is from RefSeq and is a predicted model, not a curated record. Gene Ontology annotation, cellular component: cytoplasm; RNA cap binding complex. NCBI's taxonomy places the organism in Eukaryota, Metazoa, Arthropoda, Insecta, Hymenoptera, Vespidae. Gene Ontology annotation, biological process: regulation of formation of translation initiation ternary complex; positive regulation of translation.